AUGCAUAUAUUCAUAGAAACGCCUGUUCGCGAACUGCCAAAUGAAUACUUCGAGGAAAUAUGGGAAAACCACAGACGUUUACUGCUCAUGAUUUUCCACAAGGAACCCAUCCAAACGAGUUUGCAGCUGGCGUAUGAGGCAUGUGAAACGGUCUGUCGAUAUCAUAAAGCGGAAGAAGUCUAUAGACGACUGGAAAGCGAGUUAUUAGUACAAAUCCAGCGAUUAGCAGGGGUUUUACUUGAGGGGCUAAAUACAAAAAAUACCGCGUUUAUUGCCGAUCUGAACCGUGAAUGGAUAGAGCUUUGCUCGGCACUGGUCUUGAUCCGUAACAUAUUCAUGGAACUGGAUCGUCGUUAUCUGAUUCGCGCUACUGAAUAUUCCUCUAUCAUCGACCUGGGAAAACAACUAUUCCGAAAGCAUGUCAUGGGCUCCAGAGCAUUACAAAAUAAUGCAAUUACAGAUAUCCUGGCAUUGAUAAGAGAAGAACGUAACGGGAACGUCAUUGACAAGGAACUUGUUCGCUCACUGAUUACGAUGCUAUUGGAGUUGAAUUUGUAUGUUGAUGCCUUUGAACCCGUAUUUCUCAAAAGCACACGCGAAUAUUACAACGCUGAGGCAGACCGACUUUUACGAGAAUUGACUAUACCAGAUUAUUUGCUGCACGCCAAUCGACGAUACAAGGAAGAGGGCGACGAGCGUAUACAAGCAUAUCUGGAGCAAACCAGCAGGACACGGCUUCUUGAAAGUGUCAAGGCGCAAUUUGUUUACCUAAAGAUCGGUCAAAUCCUUGAAAAAGGUUUCGAUGCCAUGAUGGAUACGAUGGAGAAGGAACCUUUGCGCAUAUUGUAUACAUCCAUUGUCAAUGAUCGGGGUGUCAUACAUCUUCGAACUGCAUUUUCAAGUUAUAUCAAGCGACGAGGAACAGAGCUUAUCAGAGAUCCAAAGCAAGACACACGAAUGAUCACUUCUCUCUUACAAUACAAGUCUAAACUUGACGAAAUCGUGCGUGAUUGCUUUUGCAGCGAUGAUAUGUUUUUGCAUGCCCUUAAGGAAAGUUUUGAAGGAUUUGUCAACUCACGGCGAGCCAAACCGGCAGAGCUUUUGGCCAAAUUCAUUGACAGCAAGUUGCGUGCUAGCUCAAAGAACAAUGAAGAGGAUCUGGAACAGCUUCUGGAUCGUCUUUUGGUCAUCUUCCGUUACUUACAAGGUAGCAAAGAUGCAUUUGAAGCAUUUUAUAAACGGUUCCUGUCAAAACGACUAUUAUUGAGUCGUAGUGCUUCCUAUGACAUGGAAAAAAGUGUGCUAGCAAAACUCAAGACAGAAUGUGGUCCAGGAUUUACAAAGAAUUUGGAAGCCAUGUUCAAAGAUAUCGAAGUAUCGGCAGAUCUCAACAGUCAAUUUAAGACCUCAAAACAAUACCCUCGAGAUAUGGAUAUGGUGUUCCAAGUAAAUGUGCUAGCUCAAGGCAUCUGGCCAACGUACUCUAUGUGCGAAUUUUCAUUACCGCCUCAGAUGUCACGAUGCAAAGCAGCAUAUGAGGAAUUCUAUCCAACCCAUUUUAAGGGUCGACGACUGACAUGGCAAAACUCACUUGCAUCAUGUGUAGUGAAGGGACACUUUCCAUCGGGUACAAAGGAUCUGACUGUGAGCCUACUGCAGACAGCGGUCCUGCUUUUGUUCAAUGAUACCGACACACUCUCGUGUAUGGAUAUUGCACAAGCGACAAAUAUGGAGGAGAAAGAAUUGAAGCGCACACUGCAAUCGUUAGCAUGCGGACAACAUAAGCUUUUGAUCAAAGACUCAGAAGGCAUGGACGUUCAGAUGUCGGAUAUGUUUAAAUACAAUUCGGACUUUACAGCCGCAUCUAUACGGCUCAAGAUCAAUGUACUGCAACAAGAACAGUCAGGAGAGGAGCGGAAGGCUACAGAAACAAAGGUCCUUGUGGAUCGACAGCACCAGCUCGAGGCAGCCAUUGUGCGUGUCAUGAAGGCAAAACGACGACUGAAUCAUACUGAAUUGAUGAACGAACUCUUUACACAAGUCAAGUUUCCUCUGGAGGCAACGGAUAUAAAGAAACGAAUCGAAUCGCUUAUUGACAGAGAAUAUCUUGGGCGUGACGAAGAAAACCCUAGCACAUACAUAUAUAAAUAG
Molecule: messenger RNA, 2151 nt
Organism: Zychaea mexicana
Lineage: Eukaryota; Fungi; Mucoromycota; Mucoromycetes; Mucorales; Lichtheimiaceae
Product: ubiquitin-protein ligase, cullin 4
Exons: 17
Coding region: 1-2151 (716 amino acids)
Biological process (GO): protein ubiquitination; ubiquitin-dependent protein catabolic process; DNA damage response
Cellular component (GO): Cul4-RING E3 ubiquitin ligase complex
Molecular function (GO): ubiquitin protein ligase binding
Source: RefSeq, a predicted model, not a curated record